AUGACGCAACCGGAAGUGACGUAUCGGCAUCUAGACCGGAAGUCACAUGACGAACAAGUGCGCGAGUCACAUGAUCGGCAGCAAUGUGAGCAGGAAGCUCACAUAUCCUCCAAAGAAGGUCAUAAUAGAAAGUAUAAGGACUAUGAGGACGCAAUAUUGGGAGGGGAAAAUGACCCGGAAAAACACUUAUAUGGUCAAAAAGGGCGGAUUGUGCAUUUAACCACCAUAUGUAUGUAA
Molecule: messenger RNA, 237 nt
Organism: Pelobates cultripes (western spadefoot toad)
Lineage: Eukaryota; Metazoa; Chordata; Amphibia; Anura; Pelobatidae
Source: the annotation of a GenBank genome assembly